UCGUUCCUCUGGUGCCAAAAUCGGUCGCGUACAGUGUAUGCAGUGAUUUUUCGUUGAAAAGUGGUUCGCGCGGUGUUAAAAGUGGAGUGGCCUUGUGUGGCUACCUUAGGCGUUGAGUAUUUUUCAUUUGUUUUUAACAUGAAUGUCGAUCAGUUGUGAUUGUGAUCAGAAAUAGACAAAAGGGUAAACGACGACCAGGUUGCGGUUAAAUAAAAAAUAUCACUCAAUAACAAACAAUAACGAAAUAGGUCAUAGAGACCGAACGUUUGAAGCAAUAUUGCCCUUGUGCCGCCUUUGUCGAAACAACUGUGAAGCCUUGUGAUUUGUUUUUGUUCCUCCACCGAUCCGGAGAACAAAUCGUUUCCCCAACGCUAUCAACGCUUGCCAAGAUCUACCCGACAAUUGCAACACAUAACUAUCCAGCCAUCAAUUCAAUCCCGUAACAACCACGAUGCCACUGUUCGGGAAAUCGCAGAAAAGCCCCCAGGAAUUAGUGAAGGCGCUCAAGGAAGCUGUGUCUUCCCUCGAGCGCGGCGAUAAAAAGGCAGAGAAGGCGCAGGAAGAUGUUAGCAAGAAUCUGGUACUUAUCAAAAACAUGCUCUACGGCACAUCCGAAGCUGAACCACACGCGGAAAUUGGAGUCUCACAACUGGCACAUGAAUUGUAUAGUACCAAUCUCCUGCUGCUUUUAAUCCAGAAUCUUAACCGUAUCGAUUUCGAGGGCAAGAAGGAUGUGGCGCAGAUUUUUAACAACGUCCUAAGACGACAGAUUGGCACCCGUUCUCCGACGGUUGAGUAUAUCUGCACAAAGCCUGAAAUUCUUUUCACCCUAAUGGCUGGCUACGAGCACCAGGAGAUUGCACUCAACUGCGGCACGAUGUUGCGUGAGUGCGCUCGCUAUGAAGCACUUGCCAAAAUUAUGUUACACUCGAACGAAUUCUUCAACUUUUUCCGUUACGUCGAGGUUUCGACGUUUGAUAUCGCGUCCGACGCAUUUUCUACCUUUAAAGAGUUGCUCACUCGCCACAAAAUCCUAUGCGCUGAGUUUCUUGAGCAAAACUACGACAAGGUGUUCACACAUUACGAGCAGUUGCUUAACUCGGAGAACUACGUCACACGGCGCCAGAGUCUUAAGCUACUCGGUGAACUGCUACUCGACCGGCAUAACUUUACGGUUAUGACAAAGUAUAUUUCCAACCCUGACAACCUGAAGCUAAUGAUGAACAUGCUAAAGGAAAAAUCUCGAAACAUACAGUUCGAAGCGUUUCACGUCUUCAAGGUUUUCGUGGCUAACCCAAACAAGCCAAAGCCAAUUCUCGACAUAUUGUUGCGCAACCAAGAGAAGCUGGUUGAUUUUCUAACACGUUUCCACACCGAUCGCUCCGAAGAUGAACAAUUUAAUGAUGAGAAAGCUUACCUGAUCAAACAGAUCAAGGAGCUAAGACCAGCAACGGACUAAUAGAAGAGUUUCUGGUGCGAGAGACACUACGAAAUGUUUCUUUGCUUUCGUCACAAACAUCUAUUAUCUAUUCCUAUUUUCAUUUUCAGUAGAAUUUUAAUUUAUGGGUUGGUUGGAAGUUUUUGCUGCCGGUGAUGGUGUUAGCAAUAGAGAUGGUAAUGAUGUUCCGCCUGUGUGUGCUAAACUCGUCGCUCCGUCCGCCUGAUACGUUGACGUUUAUCCUUAUUAGUAAUUUAGCAUUGCAUAGAUUAUUGUAGCAAAUAUUGAUGUUAAUAUUGAUUUCCUUUGUCUUGCGUAAACAACCUCAAUUUAAACAUAGUUCUGUGAAACCUGUGAUGGGGUGUAUGAGCCACCAUAGGACAAUCAAAAUUGUCCUCGCCACAAGUAACUAAGUUUAAUUCGACCAAACCUGAAUUUCUCCGGCAAGUUAAAUCGUUAGAUAAAAUAAAAAUUUGACUCAAAUUGCAAAAAGCAAAAAAAACCAUUCACCUUUCACUGGUGAUCACAACACGAGAAACUAGGU
Messenger RNA from Anopheles bellator, 1982 nucleotides. RefSeq names its product protein Mo25 (gene Mo25). The transcript has 7 exons. The record is from RefSeq and is a predicted model, not a curated record. NCBI's taxonomy places the organism in Eukaryota, Metazoa, Arthropoda, Insecta, Diptera, Culicidae. Gene Ontology annotation, biological process: intracellular signal transduction. Bases 452 to 1459 code for a protein of 335 amino acids. Gene Ontology annotation, molecular function: protein serine/threonine kinase activator activity.